AUGCAUAAUUUCCUUCUUACCUUUGCAGUGCUGCUUGCGGUGCUACACGCUGGUCCCGUCGAACUCCUCUACUACUUGUUCCACCGUGCGCUACACCACCAUUUGCUGUACACACGCUACCACUCGCACCAUCAUGCCUCCAUCGUCACCGAGCCCAUCACAUCUGUUAUCCAUCCAUUUGCUGAGCUCUUGGCCUAUCAACUUCUGUUCUCGAUCCCAAUGAUCACCUGCGCAUUAACUGGAACUGCUUCCAUUAUCACAUUCGAGAUAUAUCUGAUUUACAUUGACUACAUGAACAACAUGGGCCACUGCAACUUCGAUUUGGUCCCUUGUUGGCUCUUCAAAUGGUCCCCCCCCCUCAAGUAUCUCAUAUAUACGCCAUCGUUUCAUUCUCUUCACCAUACUCAGUUCCGGACAUACUACUCUCUUUUCAUGCCAUUCUAUGACUACAUAUACAACACCAUGGAUAAGUCAUCGGACACAUUGUAUGAAAACUCACUUGAGGACAAAGAAAAAGAACUAGAUGUGGUUCACAUUACCCAUCUUACCAAUCUACAGUCCAUCUAUCAUAUCAGGCCUGGCUUAGCUCAAUAUGCCUCCAGGCCUUAUACUUCCACAUGGCAAAUAUGGAUCAUGUGGCCUGUGUCAUGGCUAUCCAUGGUCCUCACUUGGGUGUAUGGUUCUUGGUUCACUGUUGAGAGGAAUGUCAUGAAGGAACUCAACAUCCAGUCAUGGGCCGUGCCAAGAUACAACUUCCAUUAUGGAUUGAACUGGGAGAAGGAAGCAAUUAAUAGCCUGAUUUUAAAGGCCAUAUGGGAAGCCAACAAGAAAGGGGCUAAAGUCGUUAGUCUUGGACUACUGAACCAGUCCCAAAGCCUCAAUGGAAGUGGGGAACUCUAUCUGCAGAAGUUCCCAAACUUGGGGGUAAAACUGGUGGAUGGCACCAGCCUAGCUGCUGCAGCUGUUGCCAAUAAUAUCCCCCAAGGCACAGAUCAAGUUCUUCUUUCUGGAAAUAUUUCAAAGGUGGCCCGUGUUGUGGCUGCAUCAUUGUGUAAGAAAAUUAUCAAGGUAUUGUUAACU
Triticum aestivum (bread wheat) is the source of this 1080-nucleotide messenger RNA. Its product is annotated as very-long-chain aldehyde decarbonylase GL1-5-like. The annotation marks the transcript as partial. The transcript is spliced from 6 exons. Gene Ontology annotation, molecular function: iron ion binding; oxidoreductase activity. Gene Ontology annotation, biological process: lipid biosynthetic process. NCBI's taxonomy places the organism in Eukaryota, Viridiplantae, Streptophyta, Magnoliopsida, Poales, Poaceae. The record is from RefSeq and is a predicted model, not a curated record.